Molecule: messenger RNA, 420 nt
Organism: Fonsecaea monophora
Lineage: Eukaryota; Fungi; Ascomycota; Eurotiomycetes; Chaetothyriales; Herpotrichiellaceae
Exons: 3
Coding region: 1-420 (139 amino acids)
Biological process (GO): phosphorelay signal transduction system; phosphorylation
Cellular component (GO): cytoplasm; nucleus
Molecular function (GO): histidine phosphotransfer kinase activity; protein histidine kinase binding
Source: RefSeq, a predicted model, not a curated record
AUGUCUGAGGAAAUCGAAUUCGACUUCGGCGAUAAUGUCGAGAAGAGCACAUUUGAACAGAUUCUCGACAUGGACGAGGAAGAUGAUCGAGACUUUUCAAAGUCAAUAGUCUUUGGAUUUUUAGAGCAAGCAGAGCAGACUUUUGGCAAAAUGGACACUGCCAUGAAAGAAAAAGACCUCGCCGAGCUUUCCAGCCUGGGUCACUUUCUCAAAGGCUCGUCUGCGACAUUGGGCUUCACAAAGGUCAAGGAUGAAUGUGAGAAAAUUCAACACUAUGGUCACAAGAAAAACGAGACCGGCGAAGUGGAUGAACCAGAUGAAGACAAGUGCCUGAGACUCAUUGGCGAAAGUCUUGCUGAGGCUAAACGAGCUUACGAGGUCGUCAAUAGCCUGAUGAAGCAGUUCUACGCCGAACCCUGA